AUUUGAUUCGAUUAUGCUGUUCUGGCUGCGACAACCAGUUUAGCCAGUUCUUGACAAAAAAGAAAAAGAAAAAAAAGAAACGGUGUCUUUUCUCCACUCCGCUGCCGGCUUUAAGGUUCAUCUGCGACCAUAUCCAACCACAUUCACAGUAACGACAGUUUGUCACCUGUAGACGACGAUGAAUCCUGAAUAUGACUAUUUAUUCAAACUGCUCCUGAUCGGUGAUUCUGGUGUCGGAAAGUCUUGUCUCCUCCUCCGGUUUGCAGAUGACACGUACACAGAGAGCUACAUUAGUACCAUCGGUGUGGACUUCAAGAUCAGGACCAUCGAGCUGGACGGAAAGACCAUAAAGCUUCAGAUUUGGGACACGGCCGGUCAGGAACGGUUCCGCACCAUCACGUCCAGUUACUACAGAGGAGCUCACGGAAUUAUAGUAGUUUACGAUGUGACGGAUCAGGAGUCCUUCAAUAACGUCAAACAGUGGCUACAGGAGAUCGACCGCUACGCCAGCGAGAACGUCAACAAGCUGCUAGUAGGCAACAAGUGUGACCUCACAACGAAGAAGGUGGUGGACUACACCACGGCUAAGGAGUUUGCCGACAACUUGGGAAUCCCCUUCCUGGAGACAAGCGCCAAGAGCGCCACCAAUGUGGAGCAAGCCUUCAUGACAAUGGCGGCCGAGAUCAAGAAGAGGAUGGGCCCCGGGGCCACGGCUGGCUCCUCGGAGAAGUCCAACGUCAAGAUCCAGAGCAAGCCAGUCAACACCUCGUCCGGAGGCUGCUGCUGAGACCCCGAGACCAGCCACGACCUGACUCCACCCCGAGCCCACGACCAGUCUCAACGUUACCAUGCUCCACAGGGAAAGAGAACCAGAGAGAGAGAGGGAGGGAAAGAAAGACAGGAGGAGGACUCUGAGUGGACCGGUUUGUAAGUGUGUGUGCAGCUACAACACCAGACCCCCCCACCCCCCCACCCCCCAACCUUUCAAAGUCAGCAAUAGGACGGUAAGCCCAUACAUCCCCACAGAACACACUGGGCGCUUUUUUUUUUCUUUUUCUUACUUUACCAAAACACACUCAUACUGGAAACAACAACAGCAACAUGUAUACAAUUUUUAACAGUGUGUGAAGUUAAUAACCAAUGAGAGACAACACAUGUAAACAGCUUUUCUUCUUAUUUUUGUUUUGUUUUGUUUGCCCUUUGUUCAAUGAGUCACUUUUCUUAAAAAAACAACAACAAAAAUAACAAAAUGUAAACACGCAGUUGUCUUUAUCUAGCUGUGGAUAAAACAGCAUGACUUUUUUUGGCCCCGAAUCUCCUUUAAAAAUAAUCGGUAAGCACUUCAAAUGAAGCACAUGCUUAAUCCAGCAUCAUGCAUGUUCAGAGCAGAUCACAUGCUCCCUCAGCUGCAUGUGAGCAGUCAUGAUGCAGUCCUGAGCGGCUUCCUGCUCCAACUCCACACAGGAAACGCUCCAACGACCCUUAAAACAGAACGAUGUGCCAGUGCCUUUGUGGCAGGAGAUUUCCAUGACAUUUAUGCCUUCGGUGCUCUUGUGUUGUCGGCGUGUUCCCCUCAUAUGUCGUGACUUCUUACCUAGAGAAUCCACUCUGUACGAUAGCAGUUAACAUUCCUGUAUAUAUCUAUAUUCGGCUCUGUGUGUGCUCUGCUGGUGUUCAUGAUACAAUAAGCAUGUGCUACAUUGGGAGACGUGACGUCAGCCGUGUGUUUUUUCUCUGCUAAUGUUCCUCGACCAACAGCACAAAACAACAACAGGAGAAACUGAAAAACCACCAUCCCAGCUCGAGAAUAAUCUAUAAACUGUAUAUAUUUAUACAUAAAUGUAAGAAGUGAUUUGCAAAUUGUGUAGAGAAGCAAGUGAAGCGAAUGACAUGAUUAAUAGCUGGAAUUAGUAAUCUCGGCACGUGAUUUGUGGCUGCAGACAUGACAUUUUUGUGGCACAAUGUCUACUAUUAAAACAAUGAAGGAGAUCUUUGAUAA
This is a messenger RNA of Centropristis striata (black sea bass), 1999 nucleotides long. Its product is annotated as ras-related protein ORAB-1. The coding region runs from base 179 to 787 and encodes 202 amino acids. The transcript has 6 exons. Gene Ontology annotation, molecular function: GTPase activity; GTP binding. NCBI's taxonomy places the organism in Eukaryota, Metazoa, Chordata, Actinopteri, Perciformes, Serranidae. The record is from RefSeq and is a predicted model, not a curated record.